Messenger RNA from Morus notabilis, 2373 nucleotides. RefSeq names its product two-component response regulator-like APRR2. The record is from RefSeq and is a predicted model, not a curated record. The transcript is spliced from 12 exons. Gene Ontology annotation, molecular function: DNA-binding transcription factor activity; transcription cis-regulatory region binding. Gene Ontology annotation, cellular component: nucleus. NCBI's taxonomy places the organism in Eukaryota, Viridiplantae, Streptophyta, Magnoliopsida, Rosales, Moraceae. Gene Ontology annotation, biological process: phosphorelay signal transduction system; positive regulation of DNA-templated transcription. The coding region runs from base 213 to 1919 and encodes 568 amino acids.
AGAAGUGGGAAUAAGAGGACUUGAGGGGUCUCUCUCUCUCUCUCUCUCUCUCUAUACUUACAGCCAAAGAAGAAGUGGAGAAGAGGACCAAACUAAGGAACCAACACACUCAAAACUCAAAAAACCAAUAUUUCUUUUGUGCACUACUUGUGGUGCAUGAUUAAUUAACUCCUUGCUUGGUGGCCUGAGAAUUAAACGAUGCCAAACCAGCUAUGGUUUGCACUGCUAAUGACUUGCAAGAGUGGAAAGAUUUCCCUAAGGGCCUUAGAGUACUUGUGCUUGAUGAAGAUCGAAAUUCGGCUUCCGAGAUAAGAUCAAUGCUUGAGACAAUGGAUUAUAUUGUUUCUACAUUCUGCAAUGAGACCGAAGCAUUGUCGGCAUUUUCAAGUAAACCUGAAAGUUUCCAUCUUGCUAUAGUAGAGGUGAAUACGAGCAACGGAAAUGGGACAUUCAAGUUUCUUGAAACUGCUAAGGAAUUGCCAAUAAUUAUGACUUCUAACAUUCAAUGUUUGAGCACUAUGAUGAAGUGCAUAGCGCUCGGUGCAGUGGAAUUCUUGCGAAAACCGCUUUCUGAGGACAAGCUUAGGAACAUUUGGCAGCAUGUUGUUCAUAAGGCAUUUAAUGCAGGAGGUGGGGUUCUCUCCGAGCCACUCAAGCCUGUCAAAGAAUCGCCAGCGUUCAUGCUGCAUGUUGACAUGGAAAAUGGAGAUCCCGAUAAGAAAAUUUUGAAUGAAAGAGAGAAUUCAUCUGAGAUUCAAGAAAAUGAUCAUGAGCAAUCAACAGGAAGUGAUAAGUACCCCGCUCCUUCAACCCCGCAGUUGAAGCAGGGAGCUCGGUUAUUGGAUGAUGGAGAUUGCCAAGAUCACACCAACUGCUCCCCUGAGAAAGAGAGUGGAGAGCAAGAUGGUGAAUCGAAAUCCGUCGAAACAACAUUAGGCGACUCAGUUGCUGAAGCUACUCUCUUAGUGGACCAACCAGAGAUGCCAAGCAAGUUAAUAGUCAAAGAGGAGGAGGAAUCUGUAGAUGGUACUAAGAAUGAGAGUAACAUGUCUUCUAAACUAAAACACGGUGACAGCCAAAGGAAGGUUAAUGGUAGUGCUGAAAAUCCGACUAAAGCAUCGGGUCUGAAUAAUUCCUCUCUGUCUAAAUCUAACCGGAAGAAGAUGAAGGUAGACUGGACACCUGAACUGCACAAGAAAUUUGUGCAGGCAGUGGAGCAACUGGGUGUCGAUCAAGCCAUUCCGUCUCGAAUACUCGAGUUGAUGAAAGUUGAAGGCUUGACAAGGCAUAAUGUAGCUAGCCAUCUCCAGAAAUAUCGAAUGCAUAAGAGGCACAUCUUACCCAAAGAAGACGACCGAAGAUGGCCACGACCACCAGACACGGUGCAAAGAAACUAUUAUCCUCAGCAGCCCAUCAUGGCCUACCCCUCGUAUCAUUCUAAUCACGCUGUACCAGUUCCACCAGUCUAUCCUAUGUGGGGACAACCAGGGAGUCACCCAACCGGUGUCCAGGUGUGGGGCCCGCCUGCUUAUCCUCCAUGGCAACCUGCAGAAAGUUGGCAUUGGAAACCUUAUCCUGGGAUGAAUGCCGACGCAUGGGGUUGCCCUGUAAUGCCACCUCCUCACGGCCCGUAUGCUUCUUAUCCUCAAAACGCAUCAGGGUUCCACAAUGUAGGCGUAUUCGACAAUGGCUGCAACACGCCGCAUAAUUCUUUUGACCUUUAUCCGGCAGAGGAGGUAAUUGACAAGGUUGUAAAGGAGGCAAUAAACAAGCCAUGGUUACCCCUCCCUUUAGGCCUCAAACCUCCUUCCGCUGAUAGUGUUCUAUCUGAGCUCUCUAGGCAAGGCAUCUCCAAGAUCCCACCUAAUCUCAACGGCUCAAAUUCCAUCUGUAAAGGCACUGGCUCCAAUCAUGGAUGAAAAUGGACGGUCCUCGUCAAAAGGGGUAGUUGGUACCAUCCAAUCAAGUUCAUACUCCGCUAUUAGCAACAAUUUUGUUUUUGAGCGCAAGAUUGGCUUGAUGUUGGGACUUGAUUGGUGGGGACCAGCUACUUUUCCUAGUCUUGGUUCCACUUGAUCAGAAAAGGGCCCCACCAACCGGACAGUGAAAAGUCAGUCUGCCAGAGAUGUGUACAAAAAAGUGAAAUGGGUGAGAAUAUGAGUUGAUGAACAAACAGACAAAGAUCAGGUGAAGCAGCUCUAUGUCUGUGAACGCAUGGAUGAACGGCUGGGAAUUUGCCACGCAUGUGAAUUUUGUAGCAUAUAUCAUGGGAACUUUUGGCUGUAAAUAAACCCUAGGUGGGACCCACAUGGGUUUGUAACUUUUUUUUUAUAUUUGUUACGGGAGAUUCUCUAAUACAUAUUACUUAGGUGA